AUGAGAGCUCAUACAUUGAUGCGGGCGCAAGUCCGCUCUCUCGCGGGUACUCCAAAACCGGCAAUGCGACCACUUCACAAUUCGCUCUGUGCUCGACGAUGCCUCUCAACGGCUCCUUUUCGGUCUCUGCCUACAGCUUCACACCGGCUCCCGUUGAGCAGAAAGUGGGAAUUGAAGCGCAAUUAUGCUUCUGCAGCAGCUGCAGCAAUGCUUGAGCAAGCUGCCGCGGAGCCAGAAGGGCUUUCGCUGGAUUCCAUCAUUGAGAAUAUGGACCCGGUAGAGGCCGCAAGGAUAUCGAAGGUCCGAAAUAUUGGUAUCGCGGCCCAUAUCGACAGCGGUAAAACUACAUCGACGGAACGUGUCCUUUUCUACACCGGACGUAUUCAGGCUAUUCACGAAGUUCGUGGCCGCGAUUCGGUUGGAGCGAAGAUGGACUCCAUGGAUCUUGAACGUGAGAAAGGAAUUACUAUCCAAUCCGCAGCCACCUUCUGUGAUUGGGUUAAGAAGGAAAAUGGAAAAGAGGAGAAAUACCAUAUCAACUUGAUUGACACACCUGGCCAUAUUGACUUUACGAUCGAGGUCGAGAGAGCGCUCCGUGUUUUGGACGGUGCGGUUAUGAUCUUGUGUGCCGUUUCCGGCGUCCAGUCCCAAACCAUUACCGUCGACCGACAGAUGCGGCGAUACAACGUCCCCCGUAUCUCUUUCGUGAAUAAGAUGGACAGAAUGGGCUCCAAUCCUUUUAAGGCCGUUGAUCAGAUAAAUCAGAAGCUGAGGAUACCUGCCGCCGCAGUUCAGGUUCCGAUUGGAUAUGAAGAUGAAUUCAAGGGUGUUGUUGACAUCAUUCGAAUGAAAGCUAUUUAUAACGAAGGACCCAAAGGUGAAAUUAUCGUUGAAAAGGAUGAAAUCCCCCCCGACGUCCGUUCAGUAGCGGAAGAGCGAAGAAGGAUGCUUAUCGAGACCCUUGCCGAUGUUGACGACGAAAUUGCCGAGAUGUUCUUGGAGGAAAAAGAGCCGACAGUUGAACAGAUUAAGGCUGCGAUACGACGGGCCACAAUUGCUCUAAAAUUCACGCCAGUCUUUAUGGGCUCCGCUUUAGCAGACACGGCCGUCCAACCGAUGCUUGACGGUAUUUGCGACUAUCUCCCAAAUCCCGCUGAGGUUCAGAACCUGGCACUUGACCAGAAACGCAAUGAGGCUUCCGUCAAGCUUGUUCCAUAUAACUCUCUACCAUUCGUUGGUUUGGCUUUUAAACUUGAAGAAAGCAACUUUGGCCAGCUUACGUAUAUCCGUGUUUAUCAGGGCACUCUUCGAAAAGGAGCCAAUGUGUUCAAUGCUAAAAAUAACAAGAAGAUCAAGGUACCGCGCAUUGUCCGUAUGCACUCCAACGAGAUGGAAGAAGUUUCUGAGAUCGGUGCCGGCGAGAUUUGCGCCGUGUUCGGGGUUGACUGUUCUUCCGGAGACACCUUCACCGACGGACAAUUGAACUACUCCAUGACCUCUAUGUUCGUUCCUGAACCUGUUAUUUCGCUCUCCAUAAAACCCAAAAACUCCAAGGAACUUCCCAACUUCUCCAAAGCCAUUAAUCGGUUCCAACGUGAAGAUCCAACUUUCAGGGUCCAUUUUGAUCCCGAGAGUGAGGAGACAAUCAUUUCUGGAAUGGGUGAAUUACAUCUGGACAUCUACGUCGAGCGCAUGCGCCGUGAAUACCGAGUCGACUGCGAAACUGGAAAACCUCAGGUCGCAUACCGUGAAAGUAUUGGAAAGCAUGUUGAAUUUGACCACUUGCUCAAGAAGCAAUCCGGUGGACCUGGUGAUUAUGCGCGCGUUGCCGGCUGGAUGGAGCCAACUGGUAGCUUGGAGAAGAAUAAGUUUGAGGAGCAAAUUACUGGAGGCAGUAUCUCAGAAAAAUUCUUGUUUGCUUGCGAGAAAGGUUUCAACAUGGCUUGCGAGAAAGGCCCAUUAAUUGGCCACAAGGUCCUCGGUACACGUAUGGUUAUCAAUGACGGUGCUACCCAUAUGACCGAUUCGUCUGAAAUGUCGUUCAAGAAUGCCACACAACAAGCGUUCAAGAAAGCAUUUAUGGAAGCUCAGCCACAUAUUCUUGAGCCUCUCAUGAAGACAGUUAUUACUGCUCCAUCAGAAUUCCAGGGUGACGUUAUCGCCUUGUUGAACAAGCGCAAUGCUAUUAUUAAUGAUACAGAGACCGGUGUCGACGAAUUUACUGUCUAUGCGGACUGCAGUCUGAACGGCAUGUUCGGGUUUAGUACGAACCUGCGCGCCGCUACCCAAGGCAAGGGAGAGUACACCAUGGAGUUCAGCCAUUACGAAAAGGCGCCUGGACAGUUGCAGUAA
Molecule: messenger RNA, 2352 nt
Organism: Uncinocarpus reesii 1704
Lineage: Eukaryota; Fungi; Ascomycota; Eurotiomycetes; Onygenales; Onygenaceae
Product: translation elongation factor G
Exons: 3
Coding region: 1-2352 (783 amino acids)
Biological process (GO): mitochondrial translational elongation
Cellular component (GO): mitochondrion
Molecular function (GO): GTPase activity; translation elongation factor activity; GTP binding
Source: RefSeq, a predicted model, not a curated record